This is a messenger RNA of Fraxinus pennsylvanica, 5592 nucleotides long. Lineage: Eukaryota; Viridiplantae; Streptophyta; Magnoliopsida; Lamiales; Oleaceae. The record is from the annotation of a GenBank genome assembly.
AUGGAGGCUGACGAAGAGAAUUUAUCAAAUGUGAAUCGGGCGUUUUUGGAGGAAGAAACGGUAAUGGAAGAUGAAAAAUUGGAAAAGGAAGUGAUUAAAUGCGAGGAGCAAUGCGGGUUUUUUCCUGAAUUGCGUGAUUCGAAGUUAAGUGAUUGUCAUGUGAAAGAUGAAGUGGUUGUGACAGAGGAGAAACCGGCGGAAGUGGAAGGUGGAGUAGAGUGUGCUAUUGUGGACAGAGAUGAAGCGGUGGAUAAGGGAUUGGAGGCGGAGGUGGCGAGGGAGCGGAAUGCAGAAGGUUGCGAGGAACUCGUUUUUAAUGUAAUUGAUAGUGGACAGGCGGGCCAGGAGACGGUGGAGGGAAUUCCGGUGGUGGAAGGUGAAGUGGAAGCGGUGGAAGAUGGUGGUGAAAUGGCUGUUUAUGAUGUUGGGAAUUUAGAACUCGGCAAAAAAUGUGGGGAAGAAUUGGUGCUAGUGGCUGACACAAAAGUGGAGAUGGUGAUCGGGAGAGAGGAAUUGGAGGCAUCACAUGGUGGUGAAAUGACUGUUUCUGAUGUUGGGGAUUCUGAACUAGGUAAAAAAGGCACGGAAGAAUUGGUGCCACUGGCUGACGCAAAGGUAGAUAUGGUUGUUGUGAGAGAGGAAUUGGAGGCAUCAUGUGGUAGUGAAAUGGCUGUUUCUGAUGUCGGGGAUUUAGAACUAGGUAAUAAAGGCGGGGAAGAAUUGGUGCCGGUGGUUGACACAAAAGUGGAGAUGGUGGUUGUGAGAGAGGAAUCAGAGGCAUCGCAUGGUGGUGAAAUAGCUGUUUCUAAUGUUGGGGAUUUUGAACUAGGUAAAAAAGGCGGGGAAGAUUUGGUGCCAGUGGCUGACUCAAGAGUGGAAACGGUGGUUGUGAGAGAGGAAUUGGAGGCAUCAGAUGCUAAAACUGAGACAGAGAUUGAGCUAGAGAUAGGUGAUAGAGAGAAGUUUGAAAAUGAGGAAGUAGCGGGGGUGGAGCCAAUGGAAUUUCAAAUGGUGGAAAGCAAUACAAAGGUAUCGAUAGAGGAUGCUAUAGACUGUAAGGAGAAGGUUGCUGUUGACUUAAAUGAUUCAGAAAUUGAGGUUGCUGACGAAGUAACUGUAGAGGAGAUUUCGACCUCCAAAGCCAAAAUGGAGUUUGGGAUGACAAAUGAGGCUAAUUCUGAGGUGGCCAGAGCCAGUACCAGUACCAGUGCGAGUGCAGGAGAGCAGGUUCAUGUAUUAGAUGGUGGUGUGGGAGUUGUUGGAACUCAGUCAUUGGAGGUCGUAUACGGUGAGUAUGCUGACGAUAAAGGUCUGGUUGCUGAGGAUAACUUACUGAUGGAAACCGAAGUGGUGCAGGAGAAGGAUAUAAAUCUGGAUGUUUCAAAGGCUUCAGAGUCAGAUGAGCCUGCUAAUAUUGCUGAAACUGCAGAGGAAGCAGUGGCUGAGGAGGAGAUUCCAGCAGCAGAUACUGAAAUGGAAACAGAGACAGAAACUGUGAUGGAGGCAAAAAGUGGCAAUUUGUCCGAGAGGAUUUCAUUCAAGGACACAAAAUUGGCAAUAGAGAGUGAAAUGGGGAUUGAGAAAACAAAUGACGAUGUGGGUGAGUCUGGUCAGGAGUUGGGUGAUUCACUGGCUGCUGUAAAAGAUGAAGAGGAUGAAGCAAUGGUUGCUGAGGAGGAGGCAGGGAUUCACAACACUGAAAUGGAGACUGAAAUUAAUGUGGCUGACACUGGGAAAGUUUCUGGAGGUAAGCAGAAGAAAGGAAAGAAAUCAAAGACUCCAUCAAGUUCGAAGACUGCAGCAAAAGCUUCAGGGAGGAAGCUUGUGGGAGAUGAUGUUUGUUUCAUUUGCUUCGAUGGUGGGGACCUCGUGAUGUGUGACCGCAGAGGUUGCCCAAAAGCAUAUCAUCCUUCUUGUGUUAAUAGAGAUGAGGCAUUUUUCAAAGCCAAGGGGAUCUGGAAUUGUGGUUGGCAUUUGUGCAGCAUUUGCGAGAAGAAUGCACACUAUAAGUGUUAUACAUGUGCAUUUUCCUUGUGCAAGGGUUGCAUUAAAGAUGCUGUUAUUUUAUGUGUUCGUGGAAACAAAGGCUUUUGUGAGACCUGCAUGAGAUUUGUCUUGUUAAUUGAGAACAAUGAACCAGGAAACGAGGAUGCUGAAAUAGAUUUUGAUGACAGAAAUAGCUGGGAGUAUCUCUUCAAGGAUUAUUAUAUAGAACUGAAGUCUAAACUUAACCUAUCUUCAGUUGAAGUUGCCGGUGCUAAGAAUCCAUGGAAGGGAACAGCUGGCACCAUCAAACAAGAGUCACCAGAGGCACAGAUAGACGCUAAUGAUGGACGAGGAUUUGACUCUGACGCUAUUGAAAAAUUCGAAACCCGGAAACCUAAGAGAAGAAAGCUAAAGAUACAAUCCAAACCCCCCUCCAAAAAAGAGGAAUCGGUAAGUUUAGGUGCAACAGCUGGAGAUGAAUGCAAUUUUGUAUCUGACAACACUAAGUGGGCAUCCGAAGAGCUUCUUGAAUUUGUUUCACACAUGAAAAAUGGUGACAUUUCUGUCCUAUCUCAGUUUGCUGUACAAGCUCUCUUGCUUGACUAUAUCAAAAGAAACAAACUUCGUGACCCACGUCGGAAAAGUCAAAUUAAAUGUGAUGCCAGAUUUGAAAAUUUAUUUGGAAAAUCACGCGUUGGACAUUUUGAGAUGUUAAAACUUCUUGAAUCUCAUUUUCUUAUAAAAGAUGGUUCACCUAUGGAUGAUGCUCAAGGGAGUGUUGUUGACACUGAAAGUGACCUGUUGGAGGUUGAUGGGAAUGCUGACACCUUAAACAAGGGGGUUAAAGAUAGGAAACGUAAAAUGCGUAAAAAAGGUGACAACCGUGCUCCUCAAUCAAAUGUUGCUGAAUAUGCAGCAAUCGACAUGCAUAACAUUAGCUUAAUUUACCUACGGCGAAAGUUGAUGGAGGAUCUACUUGAAGAUGUUGAGACAUUUCAUGAUAAAGUUGUUGGAAUGUUUGUGAGAAUAAGAAUUUCUGGUAGUUUUCAGAAGCAAGAUAUGUAUAGACUAGUGCAAGUUCUAGGUACUAGCAAAGCUGAACCAUACAAAAUUGGCAAAAGGACAUCCGACAUUAUGCUGGAGAUAUUAAAUCUAAACAAGAAAGAGAUCAUAUCGAUUGAUAUUGUCUCAAAUCAAGAGUUCACCGAGGAAGAAUGCAAGCGGCUUCGCCAGAGUAUCAAAUGUGGUCUUAUCAGCAGGCCGACCGUGGGUGACAUUCUUGAAAAGGCCAUGGAAAUGCAAGCAGCCAGAGUGAAUGAUUGGCUGGAAUCCGAGAUUUUGCGGCUUGGUCAUCUGUGUGAUCGAGCAAGUGAUUUAGGGCGUAGGAAGGAGCUUAGAGAAUGUGUGGAGAAAUUACAGAUUUUGAAGACCCCUGAUGAGCGUCAACGUAGACUGGAGGAAAUUCCUGAAAUACAUGUAGAUCCAAAAAUGGAUCCAAGCUAUGAGUCUGAUGACAAUAGCAGUGAAACUGAUGAAAGUCCAAGAGCCGCUUACAUGGGCUCCGGAGGUUCUGGUUUUAGCAGGAGAGAAAGCGGACUAAUCUCUCCUGGAAGUGAUUAUUCUGCGGUAGAUUCUUGGAGCGGUGCUGGAAAAAAUUCAACUAAGAACUGGGAAUUAAGCAGAAAUCUGUCUGAUAAAAAUAUUUCGAAUGAUGCUAUAAGAAUUGUCGAGAAAGUUAAUGAAAAUUCAUGGAAUCAAGGAAGAGAGCAAGACACAUGCACCCAAGAAUCUAACAAUUUGGAGAAGCCGAGUUCAACUACUAAUUCUGAAUCUGUUGAACUGAAUGUCGCGGUUUCUGCUGUUUCAUUGCUCACUUCCCCAGCACCUGUCUCUGCUGGGCUAGUAGAAACUUCUACUGCCGUCAUGAUCAAUGAAACUGAAAAGGUGUGGCUUUAUCAAGAUCCUUCUGGAAAAGUACAAGGACCAUUUUCCAUAGUGCAGUUACGUAAAUGGAGCAAUACAGGGUACUUCCCCACAGAGCUAAGAAUUUGGAGAAUUGCAGAAAAGCAAGAAGAUUCUAUACUUCUGACUGAUGCUUUGGCAGGGAAGUAUCGGAAAGAGUUACCGGAAGUUGGAAAUAAACUGCAUAAUUCACAUAUUUCGUCUGAUCAUUCUGCCAAGACUCUUGAAACUUCCUUACGCCUGGAUAUGAAGAGAUCGAAUGUUGAACAAAAGCCUGUGCAGAACCCUAAUCUCUCUACUGAAAAAUGUUUUGGAAAUGACUCAUCAAACCUUCCGUCUCUUACACCGAAACAAAGUAAUGGAGGUUGGACUGGAGGAGAACUGGGCCCUCUCCCUGGUGAAACUCAACAUCCUGCUGUCAGUGCAGUGCUCAAGUCACUUGCUGCAGCUUUGCCACAACUUACGACUGAUUCUUCUGCUUCUUCUUCAGUACAGAUUUCUGCUGCUGCUUCCAGUCCAGCAUCUAAACCUGAACAAGUUGGCCGAAAAUCUGUAGAUUUUCGUAAGACACCCAAGCCAACUGUGACUAGUGAACCACAUGCAGUGCAGAUGCAUGGGCAUCUGUGUACCACACAAGAUAUGACCGUCCAGCCAGUUCAAUCUGUUAUUAGUCGAGACUGUCAAGUAGAAACACGUGGUUCGGAUAGUGUUUCUAGUGAGAAGGUAGAGCCUAAUGCUUCUAUUCCACAGUAUGGACAACAAGAAGCUCAUGGUUGGGGUGGAGUUAUGUCAACUGUUCAGAAUUCUGCUGGAAAUUCCUCAAACUCAGGUACCACAGGUAUGCCUCAACCUGAUUUUUGGCAACCUCCGAUUUCUGGCAUUCAAUCCAACAUGCGACCCACUGGGAUGGCAAAUGCCCCUUGCACUGAAAAUACAACCCCUGGCUGGGGUACAAUGCAAGCAAAUCCUAAUGCGACCUGGGGGACUCAAACGCCAGGAAGUAUGAACAUGAACUGGGUACCUGUUCAAGUGCAGCCCACUGGAAAUACCACUUCUAAUUGGGUUGUUCCUGCUGGAAAUUCUGGAGCUACUGUUCAAGGGCCCGUGUCUGGAAAUGCACAUCCUGGUUGGGCUGCAACUCCGAGUUGGGGUGCUCCAAAUGGCAAUACAGGAACAGCAGUUCAACUUCAAGGGCCGGUACCUGGAUGGGGUCCAACGGCAGGAAUAGGAGCACCCAUUCAGGGGCCACCAGUGGGAAUGGGAGCGACACCACCUGGAAAUGGAGCUCUUAUUCAGGGGCCACUGCCUGGAGUUGGAGUUCCUGUUCAGGGGCCAUCACCAACUGGAGUUGGAGCUCCUCUUCAAGGGCUGUCAACUGGAGUAGGUCCUCUUCAAGUGCCACCACAGGGAUUUAUAAAUCAAAAUUGGGGUGCACCAGCUGGGGGCCAGGGUAUGUGGGGUGGCCAGCAAAACCCCAAUGGAGGUCCAUUCUCAGGUGGUUUUAGUGGCGGAAGGCCUUGGAAUGGACAGGCCUCUUUCGGCAUAGGGGGGCCUAGACCUUUUAAUAGGAGGCAGAUAGUAUGUCCUUACAAUGGAAAAGGGCGAUGCAGGAAAGGGGCAUAUUGUGAUUAUCUACAUACCUAA